Salmo salar (Atlantic salmon) is the source of this 3684-nucleotide messenger RNA. Lineage: Eukaryota; Metazoa; Chordata; Actinopteri; Salmoniformes; Salmonidae. The record is from RefSeq and is a predicted model, not a curated record.
CCUCAUAUCAAAUAGUCGUCCCCAGGCAGCAAAGCGCAAGAGCACACAUGCUUUUAGGACGAGCGAACAUCACAGAGCACGAAGUUUGACCAAACCGGACUCUUGUAACGGAUAAAGACUUGUCACCUCUCAAGAACUCAGGUUGUGUGAGGGGAGGAAGUUGUGAAGUCACGCGGAGGAGAAGCAGUUACUGUUCGGUUACAGACCCGGAGUAAGGCUAAGGCUCGGUCCACCAGAAGGAACCAAGCCUUCUUUCAGAGGUCCUCUUCUUCCACACAGUCCUACCCUACCAGUGACUGUGCAAAUCCAUUCACAGACAGACACAGAACUUAACAAAGUCUCUUGUACCCUAUAUUUGAAAGGAGUUUUCAAUCCUAAAAGUACACACACUAUAGGAAGACUGCAUGGUGAAAGUGUUACCUUGUUAGACACCCACAGGGCUAUAGACAGAGGCUCCACUUAUCAAACCCACUCACUGUCCCUACCCUGGAGAAAAAGGCUUAUUUAGCAUCUAACGCUAGCACGUUGUGCUGCGCGUUGCUUUCACAUUCAGCGCCAUUGAUUCACUGACCGCCCUGUAAUUUCAUUAGCAUUCUAGCCUCUUUAUGUUUUUUUUUUAAACACACACACAAACACAAACACACACACACACACACACACACACACACACACACACACACACACACACACACACACAAACACAGGCAACCCUCCAAAUGACACACUGUUUUCGCAAAUAUUAUUGGCCCUGUUGAUCACGAGGCACAUGCUGCUGUCAGCUCAUUCAAUCACCAUCCACUACAGACAACACCUGGGUAUGAGGGUCCCAUCUGCACACUAUUAGCCCCCAUUGAGAGAACUGGAGAGUACUACUACACUUCCCAGUUGUACUGCUAUGUUUAUUCACUCUGGCAGGUGCUAGUGUCAUGUCCUAUUUGUCCAGGCGGCUGUCUGUGUGAGUGGAUACGACAGGGUUAUGAUGAACACGUGCUGUUGUCGUCUUCUACUGCCUACGGUUGGGUCACUGUGAGGGGAAGAGAUCCUAGGUCUGAUCAUACUGUUUGUCUAUCACCCUGUCAGAAGGGAUCAAGACCAAAUCUCUCUUGAAGUAGACACUUCAUCUCAAAGAGACUAACAUCUCAAAGGAUAAACAAAGGCUGACUAGAACACAUCAGUCUGUCCAACCGUCUGUCUGGUUGUACCCCCAACUGUGGCCCACCUCUUGCCCGUUCCCCCCACCAUCCAGUCUGUGUGUAAGUUCUGCCGACGGGCUGCUUGGAGGAUGAGCGAUGUCCCCACCCUGGACUAUGAGCUGCUGCUGUCCCCUGGGCCCUCCUUCCCUGGGCCCCCCAGCAGCCCUGCUCGUGGGGGGUGACGCGGAGCAGAGGACGGCCUUUGCCUUCGUGGGGCUCCUCAUGCUCUUCCUGGUCUUCCUGCUGGUGCGCUGCUUCCGCAUCCUGCUGGACCCCUACAGCCGCAUGCCAUCCUCCUCCUGGACCGAACACAAGGAGGGCGUAGAGAGGGGGCAGUUUGACUACGCCCUGGUCUAGACCUGGGUCGUGUUCAUUAGGCACCAAACGGAAGAAAGGGGACUGAAACAGGGAGGGACUACCCGAACUUGUCCAAUAAGAAAAUGUUGUUUUCGUUUUCCGUUGCACAACGUUUCGCUACGAUGUGCCCUAAUGAAAACGACCCCGGUAGUGUCUUAAGGGGGCAGUUUGACUGGCCCUGCUGUAGAAACAGAGACCACAGUUGUCAAGACCGGAUCCCUCAACACCCAGACCAAGACCUUUGACUACAUGCUGCUGCAGAGACGGAGGAAAGAGGGGCUGUUUUGACUAUAUGCUGCCGUCAAGGCCCACGCCAAAACCAGACCACCAGACUGCUUGAGACCGACUGUUACCAAGACUAGACCAUUUGAGACCCAGACUUGCAACUCAAGAGGUAGAAAGGGGUUGUACUGCACUGCUGCCUUAAUUUGCUGCAUUCCCCUCACAAUACUUCCUCCUCCUCUUCUAGUCCCUGUAGAUUGGCUAAAAUGCAGGGGAGUGCUGACAAAGCCAUUACAAACACAAUGGGAUUGCAAACAAGAUCUCUCCAGAUGAAACGUAAAGGCUAUAACAUAGUAGCUUUCAAUAUUUACAUCACACCUGUUUCUGUACCUCCCAGUUUAUGAUUUGUUACAGUAUAUUUGACAGUCAUGACCUUUUUUAAUAUUGAUUGUCCUCUGACAAAUGAGCAAUUGUAUUUUUCCCUCAUAGAUUUCCGACUGGGUUGAGAUAUUACAAAUGUGUUUAGAUGCAUCCGCCCUUUUAAGAAACCAGACUGGUGAUUUGUCUUCAAAGGAACAUUAUUGGUGUGUUUUGUGUUGGUAUAACUGAACAAAGCCAUAUCUAUUAUAUACAUACAUACAUACAUACAUACAUACAUGCAUACAUACAUACAUGUUGUUUGGUUGCCCUGUUCGCUUUAACCACCUUGCCAAGCUUAGUGAAAACAUGCACUCUGCGACUUUUAGACCAGAAAUGCUUUAUUUUUGUAUUCCAACUAAAGUUUGGAUGGAGUCUCCUUUUGCUAAUAUUUUCUCUGUGUUUUCUCUGAUUUGUAGCACUUUCAAUCUUGUCUUUGGUCUGUGAUUCUUGAGCUAGCCUAGCUACACAAUGAAAUGUGAUAUGCUUCCAUAUACGAAGCACGGGCAGCAAUCUUUCAACUCUACUUGGCGAUACUUUCUUUGGUCUCGAUUUGGAAGAAACACGUCUCUUAUAAAUGUCUGUGUUCAGUUGCAGGUGAUACUCUGAAAAACAGAAAAUUCAGAAAAAUAUUACUUCCACUUUUUACACCGCAUGAGGUUUCUCGCUAUCUUAGCUGCCGCACAUCUCGCAUUUCCCAACAUCUUUGCCGAAAUCUAGUCAAUGCGCUUCACACAGUGCGACCAAAACAAAGAUCUACACACAUGCAAGAGGCAUUUCUCACUCAGGGCCAUAGCUUCAAUUUAUUUUACUUUGAUUUUAAUUUGUUUUUAACUCAUUCGGGGUCUCAACUUACUGUUGAGAGUUAGAAUAGUAGAAUACACAAGGUGCAACUUCUAAACUUGGUUGUGCAUCAGCAGUUUUACUCUUAUGUCAGUCAAUUAGCCCAUGUCAGCUAACAUUUUUUAGAUUGCUAAAUUAGUCUUGCUAGUUAUCUUAUCAUGGCUGAAUUACUGUGCCUAGGGACCCUGACCUCCAGGGGGAGCCAUUUGAUUUUGUUAGUCACUCUCACCCAGAUAUCAUAUUAACAUGGCAAAAUGUGUAGAAUUGCUGGGAAUUAGCUUUAAAACUGUAAGAACAACAAUCUUAUUUGUUUACCUUUUGAGUAAAAUAUUUGUUCUGCUAACAGAUCCCUCUACAUAAUAAAUUAUAGUUAAGCCCAGCGCUGAGUUAAUGUGUAGCGGCUAAUUGUAUACUGUAUGUGAAUGAAGCUACAGCAACCAAUGUGAUAAUGUCUGGGGUCAUUUUUGCUUGUUUUUGCUGUUCUCCAAAUAUCAUUUUAGUUUAAAAAUCCAGUAAAUGAGCUCCAACGUUGUUAAACCCAGAGCAGGCAGCUUUGCUUGCAUUUAAGAUUUGUAAGUAGAUAUUUUUCAUAACUGCUUUGUUUUUGCUACGCAGGGUUUAAUUUUGUGAAAUAAAAUGGGUUUUUCUUCAA